AUGUCAUAAAGGAUGGAUAUCAGUCUCAUUUUUUUAAGAGAAAUUAGUAAAGAUCUAAAGUCAAUUAAAUCUUCAGUUGAUUAAAUACUUUAAAGUGUUAAAGGAAUAGAAGAUGAUGUAAGAAGGUUAAGUGGUAAAAAUUAUAUUGAAUUAUUAUAAAUUAGAAAAGAAAAAAUAUUGAAAUAAAAAUAGGAAGCAGAAUUAGAUUAAGUUCAUAUCUAGAUUGCCAAUUAAGAAUAUGACCCUAUAACAGGAAAAAAGAAAGAAAGUAUAAAUGGAGUAUUUACUUCAUAUUUAUUGAAAUCAAAAUAUAAUAAUUUUUAAGGAGAAAUUAAUGAAUUUUUAUGGUGUGAGAGUGAAAGCUAAAAAGAUGUUGUGCUACUAAAAGGAAAAGCAGGUUCAGGCAAAAAGCAGAGCAUCUAGAAAUAUAGAAGAAUUUCUUUGGUUGAAUGACACUAUAUUUCCUUAAUGGAUUCCAAUUUAUGUUUCAUUACCAUCUUUGAAAGAUCCAACGCAUAAUUUAUUAGAAUAAGCUUUAGAAUCUUAAAAUUAUAAUUUUGAUAAGAUAUAAAUUAGAGAAUUUAAAGAAGCUUUAUUUAAUGGAAAUCUGAAAGUUAUUUUUAUUUUAGAGAGUUACGAUGAGAUGAAAUUAGAAUGUAUUUAAUCUAAUUUAUAUUAAACAAAUAAAUUGGCAUAAGAUUUAAAUCUUCAAAUUCCAGGAUAAAAUGUAAAAUUUAUCAUAACUACAAGAGAAGAAAUUUUAACUUCAAUUGGAUAUCAAACAUGGUUUUAUGGUAAGAGUAUUGAAACUUUAAAAGAAGUGGAAAUCCUACCAUUUACAUAAGAACAAAGCUCAGAAUACAUGAGGUAAUAUUGUGAAGUUAGCGUUAAAAGAGCUAUCAAAAGAUUUUAUGAGUUUUUUAAAUAAUUAAGGGGGUAAACUAUAUCUAUCAAUGAAUUUAAGUUAAUAUGGAAUCCUUUAGAAGAAUAUAUUAGCACAAUAAUUAAUUAAAAAUAAAAUUAGGAUUUUUUAUUCAAUAACCAAAAAUGUAGAUCAAAUUAUAAUAAAACUAUAAGCAAUUGAAUUUUUUAAUCAUAUACGAACAGAUUAAAUGAUCUCAUUGAAAAAAGAGCUUCUUAAAUUAUGGUGUUAAUAAAAAUUUAUAACAGUUAUUAAAAAUGUGAAUAUAAAUCACUUCAUGAGUACUCCAUUUAUGAUGGAAUUGAUUGUCUAUAUGCUACCUAAAUUGUCUUUGAUAUUUUCAGAGUCCAAAUAUUUAAGAGACACCUUAAAAAAAAUAAUAUUUAAAGUUAAAAAAAGAAGAUAAUUUGUAAUGCUAAUUAAGAAAUUAUUAUAAGUCUUACAAAUAAUCUACAGAAAUUUAGUUAGAAACCUUGGAUAUCAUUGAAUUAUAAUAAUAAUAGGUAGAAUCAUAAAAUUUUUUAGUAUAAUUUUAGGCUUUAGAAAAUGAAUUAGAUAAUUAACAUUUUUUUGAAAAUUUUUCAAUGGAUCAUUCUAUUGAAUUUUAUGGAAUUAAUAAAAUAAUUACAAGACAAGUAUUUAAUGUAACGAAAGAUGCAAAUUUUAUUGUUGGAGCAUUUAAGCUUAAUUAAUUUACUGCAUAUGACUUUUAUGAAACAUUUGUAUCAUUUUACCAUAUUCGACAACUUUAAAAUUAGAAGGAAUUAGGGAAAACUUUUAAUUAUGAAACAACUUUAAAUGAUUUGCAAGAUUUUUCUUUAUAUUUAGCUCUUGAUAUGACUACAAAUUAACUUACCUAAGUAAAUUAUAAAUAAAAAGGAAAAUUAUAGUUAGCACUACUUUGAUGAAAAUUAAUCUAAUUCUGAAUAUUGUAAUUUCCUAAAAAAAUGUAUUUUACUAAGCUCAAAAGGAAGCAUAUAUACUUUUAAUCAUAAAUCAAUCUAGGAAUUUUUUGUAGCUAAAUAUAUUUUAAAUUUACUUUAAGCAAUGUUUCAAGAAUAAGAUGAAUCGAUUGUACGUAGAAAUUUUUACAACAGUCGAUUUAAUGCAAAUUAAUUUAACAUAUCUAAAGAUCACUAUUCAGGUUCAAUAGAAUUAUUAAAGCCCAAAUUGAAUUCUAUUUUUAAUAUUAAGAACAAACUACUUUAAAUUACUCAAUUAUCCAAAUAACACAACCAAUAAGAAUUAAUUAGAACAGAAUCAAACACAAUAUAUCUAUUAAGUACUUUAUAAGAAAAUUUAAGUAAAAUAGAUUUAAGUAAUGUUAUUCUAUCUGAUACAAAAUUGAAUAAUCUUACUUUUUUUAAUUCUAAUUUAAACAAUACUAAAUUCAAGAAUAUAUCAAUAGAAUCAUGCAAUUUUAAUUGCGCAACAAUUGAAGAUUCUUAAUGGGAAAAUAUAAUUUGUAAAGAAAAAUAAACAUUAAUUGGUCAUAAAAAAUUAAUAACCAGUUUAUUUUUCUCAAAAGAUGGAAAGGAAUUAAUAUCAGGGAGUGAAGAUGGUACAAUUCAUAUUUGGAAAGUAUAAGGGGAUGAAAAAACAAAAACUUUUUAAUUUCCAAAAGAUUAAGAAAUCAUUUCUGCUUCAUAUUCUGAAGAAUAAAAUAUUCUUGGCAUGUUUAACUACAUAAUCCAUCUAACUAUUAAAAUUAGAUGACCCUUUUGUCUUGGAGAAAUUAGUUCCUCUAUAAAAUUAUAAAUAUUUAAACAUUAAAAUAUCUCAUGAUGGACAAUAUAUUGCUGCAUAAAAUAAUGACUCUGCCAAUUUUAUAUGGAAAAGAGAAGCCUUACAAAUAAAUCCCAACUCCUAAAAUUAUUAAUUAAAAUUUUCAUCAACAAUAAGGUGCACUUAAGUUUCACAUAAUUCUAAAUUAUUAGCUAUAUGUGGUUCAGAUAUCGUAAUUUUAUCAAUUAGAGGAUUUAAAGAUUAUCAAGAAAUUACAAAAUUACUAUUUAAACCUUAUUCAUUAGCGUUUUCUAAUGAUGAUUAAGUAUUAGCUGCAUAGGUAGAUCAAGAUAUAAUUAAUUUUUGGAGUUUGAAAAAAAUCAAUAAUGUUGAGCUUCUGAUAUCAAUAUCAGUAAAAGGUACUGUUAAUAAACUGCUGUAUUCUUAUGAUAAUAAAUAUUUGCUUUGCAGAACCAAUUAUAAAAUUUACCUAUAUGAAACAACAAAGGAAUAGUAUGCAUUAGAAAGUGGUAAAAAAUAAGUUUUUCUGAAUUUGCAAACCCUUAUUUUGAUCUUGUAAAGAAUUCUAAUUAUAUUGCAAUUUGUACUCCUUAUGGGACCCUUAUAAAAUAAUUAGACAAUAAUUAAACAAUACAAACAUUGGAGGAGUAAUAGACCUGUCAUUCAGUUUUAUAUAAUUAAUUGGAUGAUUUAUUGA
Paramecium sonneborni is the source of this 3365-nucleotide messenger RNA. The record is from the annotation of a GenBank genome assembly. Lineage: Eukaryota; Ciliophora; Oligohymenophorea; Peniculida; Parameciidae.